Molecule: messenger RNA, 137 nt
Organism: Entrophospora candida
Lineage: Eukaryota; Fungi; Glomeromycota; Glomeromycetes; Entrophosporales; Entrophosporaceae
Source: the annotation of a GenBank genome assembly
UAAUAAUUAUGAUAAUUUUGGUAUCAUACCACAAGUAUAUAGUCCACCUGAUUUGGCUCAACAACAACAAUUAAUGUUGGGAGAUUAUGCUAAUCGGCCACUUUCUCUACUUCCUCCAACAUCCAUUUCCUCAUUUA